AUGGGCUGGAACCUAGAUUACAGCGCUAUAACCCCAGGCCCAGGGGGCACAGUCAUGCUGGGCGAGAAAGGCGGUGCCGAGGCCGUUGCGCGCCGGGUGAACGAGCGUCGAGCCCGAGAACGGGAGCUCGCCUUGCAGGAAGGCAGAUUGGCGGACGAUGCCAUGUCGGAGACGACGCUUGUUCCUCAGCCAGAGUCCAUCGGUAGUGGUGUGAAACUGGGGUCUAGCGGCCACGAAAUGGUGCCGGGUGGCGAGGAAAUGGCAAAGACUGUGACUGAGGGCGGUGCUGGGGAGGUUGGCGGCGAGAAGAAGAGUGGGUUUCGGGCCAGGUGGAGGGAGUUUAGGGAGAGGAAUUUGCCGUGA
Messenger RNA from Aspergillus bombycis, 363 nucleotides. RefSeq lists its product as uncharacterized. NCBI's taxonomy places the organism in Eukaryota, Fungi, Ascomycota, Eurotiomycetes, Eurotiales, Aspergillaceae. The transcript has a single exon. The record is from RefSeq and is a predicted model, not a curated record. Bases 1 to 363 code for a protein of 120 amino acids.